Rhodofomes roseus is the source of this 697-nucleotide messenger RNA. RefSeq lists its product as uncharacterized. Bases 1 to 552 code for a protein of 183 amino acids. The transcript has a single exon. The record is from RefSeq and is a predicted model, not a curated record. Lineage: Eukaryota; Fungi; Basidiomycota; Agaricomycetes; Polyporales; Fomitopsidaceae.
AUGGCUCGAGUCUUGAAAACAAGGCACAAAUCUCAAAGGUACUUCAUUUCCCUUCAGCGGUCUUCAGGUGCAUACUGCACUCGUUUAAGGUGCACAAGUUACCAGAGGUCGCUUAAGAUCGCAUGGUUCUUAUUUAAGACCUCUGAAGUAAGAAACAUUUUUCCUGAUGGCCUCGGAUGCCGGAAGUGGAGCUACAACGAUAAGAAGCAAAACCACGGAGCCACGAGACUGUGGCGGAUCCUAAUCUCCGAGUCUGCUUUCCUAAUAUGGAAGCUGCGCUGCGAAAGGGUCAUCGGACAUGAGGAGGAGGAGAGAUGGGCGCACAGCAGCAACGAGCUACGAAGCCGAUGGGCCUCGACGAUGAAUCAAAGGCUGCACCUCGAUGCGGCAACCACACACCCCCGUUUUGGCCGCAAAGCGCUGAGACGAGAUAUAUAUGCCGAUACAUGGCACGACGCAGUCGUUGAUAACCGCGCGCUCUACACCCAUAGAUCGCGCGAAGGGGUUUUAGUGGGUAUUCCGUCCGCGGGCUAUGAGUUAGACCCCGGAUGAGAGAGCCCCACACUGGUCCGAAACGACCGUGCGCAAAGCAUUUUUCCCUGAAGCGAUGCGGAUAUCCGCUGGCUGGCUGGACGGAUGGUUGGCCCGAUUGGCCAAUGCUACCGUCUACUAGAGCCCUCCAAAAAAAAAAAAAAAA